AUCGGAAUCGGAAAUUACAUGUGUAUCAAAAUGGCGUCCUCGGACCAAAUGUAAUUUAAACAAUCGUUUCUACAACGAUCAUUUAAUAGUCACAGAAAAUAGCGUAAAUUGGUGAGAACUAACACAGUUUACAUAAACCAUUUAGGCACCGGCAACCCUAUUUUUGAGCCCAAUAAAUUAAUAUAAGUGCAAUACAUUAAAGACUUAUUAUUUGCCUGAACUGAUGGAACUGCAGGCAAUUUUUAAAAUUUAAACACUUGACUUCACUUUCAGUUUACUUCACUCACUGACUCAGUGAUGGCGACAAUGGAAAUGGUUAUUUAUAAUAUAACACUUAUUUAUUGUUUUUCAAGUGUAUUUGUUUGUUUAAAAUCGAUUAAAGUUUGCUUAUUGUCUUGUCUGUCAUAUGAGUGCCCAUCCUCAGAAAUUAUUUUGUUUCUUACUUUUACCUUGAUAGGCAAUAGGGUCAGGGUUGAAAUGACCUAAGAAAUUGUGAAUUUUAGAAAUUAGUAAUGAACUGAAUGGGUUUUUCCUAGAGCUAUCGUACCCUAAGGCCAGUGGCAUCACUUUGGGGGAAUACCAACAACACUGGACUAAGUAGUCUAAGUAGAUACUUCGCCGAAGCAAAUGACGCUCUUAAUAAAUUUGUAUCGGAAAUGGGCGUUGCCGCAGUAGAAUCCGAGUUUUUAAUUUUUUCAUGUGCAUGUAAUUUGAAUAAAGUAGGAGUCCUUUUGGCCCAUAAUUAAGGUUUGACUCCGCCCAUUAACAUUAGGAGAAAUGUUGAACUACAUUACCAUUGAGUUAAUUUGUUCUUUAUCUCAACUUUACGUGAGGAAAAUCAUAUGUCAAUAUAGGGCAUAUUCGCAUUAAAAAAUUUGGUCUAAAUAUUCUAAGUAGGUCUUUCAUAUUAAAAGUAGGCCUGCAUAAUUUGUUGAAGUACACGUGUGCAAAAUUUCAUUGGGAUAACUCAUGAAACAUUUUCACAAUUCUCCUCAAUGUUGACCUCAUUUUGCAAAGGUUGCACAGGCCAUAUUGGAUUAGUGAUCCCACCCCCUUUUAAAUGGUGGAAAAUGCAGAUACUUAGCUUAGGAAAUAUUCAUUAUUACCUCUAUAUACAUCAAAAUAUUUGAUAACUUGUGUUUCAGAAUGCAUUUUAAAGACAUUUUAACUAGAAUGUUAAAAUUUGAGCUUUAAAAACCCGAUGGAGUCCAUAUUAUUAACGAUCAGAAUUGACCGUGUGCAAAAAGUCAUGGGAAACCAUUCACAGCCAUUUGCAUAAUGCUAUGCCGUAGUACUACCUUAAGUUUCAUUCAUAAGAGUUUGCCGUGUGCAAAAACUAUUAACACCAUUGGUCAGGGAAAGCUUUAGUUAAUUAGUCAUGUGCCAAAUUUGAAAGUGCUAAAUGAGUAGAUCACAAACAAUAUUUUAGGGGGUGCGUUGCCUUAUAUAGACUAUAUAGCAUAUACCGGUAUAAUGGACGCUGUAGAUUUGGUAAACAGAAAAGCCAUAUAUUAUUUUAAAUUUUUUGUUAUACAUAAAAUUAUCAUUAAAACAAGAGUUAUAUAGCUCAUGAUGCAAACAGCGGAAUUGGGUCACAGAAUUGGGAGAUGCAGUCCAUGUUAAAAAAGGACAAACGAAGUCGUACUUUAAAAAUUCAUAAAUUUUAAACUACAAUAGCUAAAAAUAUGAUUUUGGUGUUAUAAUUCUGUAAAAAAUUAGCUCUAUUCAACUAUGCCAUUGGUUUAUUUUUACAAAAUGUUAACAUUUUUGUCCAAAGUACCUAGAGUAAGGUUGAAUAGACUAGACCAAUUGAGAAUUGUCAAAUCAAUUGUUGGCCCUGAAGGAUGUGUAUUUUAUUUUUAAUUAUAACUUCCACGUUCUUCACUGAGAAUUAUUUGUGUAAUAAACUAAAUCUGAUUAUCAAUAAAAUUAAUUUGAAUUAAAUUAUAAAAUGAAAUUUUCCCUGUGAACACUGGUGGAAAAAAAAAGACACGCUCAAUGUACUUUGUUUUGAAUGUCUGAAAAAAAGAGUACUUCUAUGCUAUGCUAUUCCUUACUAUGCCAUUGCACUGGACAUUUCACCAUAAUAUUCUGGGGAGCAGAAACCCCUCCUCCCACUUUCAAUACAUUGGAGCCCUAGGAAUAGUUGGCAUUCAGAGGGCAUAAUUUUUUGUCUAAAUCAAUGUUCCCCAAAUUCAAUUGGUGAUCAUGCGUCUAAUUCAAUGAACCUAAUAUUUCAGUUGUACAAGCAAGUAAGCUUAAUUAAAAAAGAAAAUCAAAGAUGGAUUUUCAGCAUCGAGCUGGAGGUAAAACUGGCACAGGAGGUGUUGCCUCAGCAUCUGAGAGCAAUCGAGAUAGGAGAGAGAGACUUAGACAGUUGGCUUUGGAAACCAUAGAUUUAAAUAAGGUUGGUUAGCCUUACCCUUGUUAUUGAUUAUUAAAUUAAAGGCCUCACUCAAUUACAUUGAUUAAAAGAGAUUAAACUUUAUUUAUGGAAAAUCAAAAAAAAAAAUGCAACAAAAAAAAAAAAAUCAGAAAAAAAAGUGUAUACCGGUAUAGAUUUAAAAAUUUAAUUUUUGAUGAACUUUCAUAUUCAUUUUUAAUAUCUGGCUUGGUAAAAGAGAUUAAAUUUUAUUUAUGGAAAAACAAAAAAAAAAAUGCAACAAAAAAAAAAAAAUCAGAAAAAAAAGUGUAUACCGGUAUAGAUUUAAAAAUUUAAUUUUUGAUGAACUUUCAUAUUCAUUUUUAAUAUCUGGCUUGGGAAUUAAUAGAAAAAUUUUCCCAGAAAUAGUUUACCAUAAGAACUAUUGGUAUGCAAAAGGAACUUUUUAUUAUGUUAUGCACCUCUGUAUAUUUUUGUUCUUAUUUUGCCCUAUAAUAUUAUUUUGAGAUGAGCUUCUCCACUUUGCAGCUCUCGUUCUUCUGAUACGCUAAACAAAUAUUUCUUUUUCAGGAUCCAUAUUUUAUGAAAAAUCAUCUCGGUUCCUAUGAAUGCAAAUUGUGUCUUACUCUUCAUAAUAAUGAGGUAGGUUUUUAAUUUUUCAUUUGCUUGCGCUUUAGUCAUAGAGAAUAAUUUGAAUGCUUUAUCCUUGAAGUAAGCUGUUGCAGUUAAAAUUUAUAACACAAAUUGGAAAAUUCAAAUUGUAAAAAUAAUAUUACUUUUAAAGCUCCUUAGUCUGAGAUGAAAUUUUAGCUGUUUUAAUUAUUUACUGGUUGUCACCCCAGAAAUGCAUUUUAUAUCAUAAGCAGAUUGAAAAUAAAGUAAUUGAUAAGAUAAAUUAAAAUGUUUAUUUUCAAGAUUUCAGACUUCAUACUCAUCAUCUUGUUUAUUUAUCUGUUCUCAGGGCAGCUAUUUGGCCCACACACAAGGAAAGAAACAUCAGAGUAACUUGUAAGUUAAGGAAAUUAAAGAGUCACUACAACUAUUUCUAACUACUGAUCCAAAAAUAUUGAUAAAAAAAUAUUUGCAUUUUAUUUUCAUGAUUUUAUGUUUUUGUUUAAUUAAAUUAUGUUGUUUAAAAAUUUCUUUAUUUCUUAUAUUGUAUAUAAAAAAAAAGAGUUUACUAUGAGUGAGUAAGAAAAUAAAAACGCUAAUCCUUAUUCAAAGGUAAAAAAUUAGAAUUUAUAAAUGGCAAUGCUUUUAGUGACCAGACGCUUCUUUUAUCUCAAUAUGUCACUAAAAUAAAGCUAUAAUUAUAAAUAUUUAACUUUCUUAUCAUUUUUUUGCAAAUAAUGACUAAUUUCCAUUUGUAAAUGUAUUAAAAAAUGUAUAAUUUCUUUAAGAGCCCGUCGUGCAGCCAAAGAAGCUAAGGAUGCUCCUGCACAACCUGCCCCAGAGAGGCCAAAAGUCGACAUCAGGCGCUUUGUCAAGAUUGGCAGACCUGGUUACAAGGGUAGGAUUUUUAUUUAAAAAAGGCUAGAUCGGACUUUCCAUCUAUACACUUCCCCUUGUUUGCAGAACUGUGAGGUAUAUGACAAUAAAGUACUCUUUUAUGAUGCCCUGGAGAAGAAAGUGCUUAACACAAUGUAAUUUAAAUAUCAUUGUUCACAAAAAAUAAUAUAUGUUACUUAGGUGUCGUAAUUCUAUUAAAGUAUUUAAAAACGCCAUGACCAUCAUUGUCACAAGUUAGAACUUAUUUCUCAUUUGCUUUUAUUGUUUACCUACCUCAACAGCACAAAAUAUAUGGACACAUUUUUGUCUAAGGCUUUUCAUAACACUUAGACCUAUUCCAAUAUUGACUUUUUCUUGUUGCUUCUCAUACGCUUCAGAUUGUCUCUUUCAAAUGACUUUGUUUUAUGCUCUUAAGCACUUUCUCUUAAAAAUGACAUUUUUUUUAUACUCUCAGAACAUUCAGACUUUAUUACAGGGAUUUUUCUUUUGCUUCUCAUAAAUUGCAGACUUUCUCUUACAUUUGACUUUUUCUUCUGCUUCUCAUUACAUUCAGACUAUCUCUUAUAAAUUACUUUGUUUUAUGUUCUCAUAACAUUCAGUCCUUCUCUUACAGUGACAAAACAGAGAGAUCCAGAGUCCAUGCAACAAUCUCUACUAUUCCAGGUAAUUGUAUUCCUUUACACUAUCUGUAAAAUAAAUAAAUAUUAAAUUUAAUUAUAUUUUUAAAUUAUUAUUCUAUUUUGUACUACUUUUCUUUUGAUGAUCUAAAUUAUCUUUUAAUAGUUGAGAUUAAGAUUUUUGUGCUCAUUUUUUUCUAUUUGCACCUUGAUUAUCCAGAUUGAUUAUCCUGAGAUAGUUGAGUCCAUUCAGCCCCGCUACCGAUUCAUGGCAGCAUAUGAACAGAGGAUUGAGCCCCCUGAUAGGAAAUGGCAAUAUCUUUUAUUUGCUGCUGAACCAUAUGAAACAAUAGCUUUCAAGGUAGCUGUCUUCAUGGCUUAUAUUUCAACCAUCAGCUGCUUUUGAAAGAAAAAACUUAGAAUUGUUGUAACAGCCCUGUUGCAGAGUAAAACCAACAUCGUUUACAAAACUGUAGUGUUACGGUAUUGCUGACCUGUUUACUCUAAAGAUUUUGGCGUACAAUGUACGAUUUUGAUAUCUUUUACAACUGUACGCUUGUCAGAUCUACUAUUUUAAGAGAUCCUGUGGAAAAUAUAUACAUUCUGGUAGUUUUUCCCCCAUUAAAAACAAUUUUAAAAAAGUGCCUUUCAUUUGUUAGUUUUAGCUCCUUUCUACAUCCAGCAGUGAAUGGUUCAAGAAAUACAAUAUUUAUAAUUAUAUUAGUUUGCCCUGAGAGGGAGAGUGGGUGGUGUUGUUGAUUUAGGAGAUUUGGAGAUUUUAUAUGAGAGGGGGGGGGGGGGGGGGGGGGGAGUGUCAAAAUGUUUAAGCCCAUAAAAUGAACACUGAAGGUCAUAUUAUUGAUUUGUAUUUUCAUAAUGAACUCGCUAGACACAACAACUGUAAUAUUAGUGUAUUUGCCCUCGCAACAAUUUAAUUCAAUCCUCGCUUUGUGCUGUAUGACAUUAUUUCGUUCGGCUGUUCCACAGUGAAUGCAUAAGCGAAGAAAAGUAAUUAGUUACAAAAUAAGAAUGCGUGCUCAACUGUUCCUGACAGCAACAUUAGAUUUCAACAUAUUUUAUAGGAUCUGAAAAGGCCUAUGAAAUCUAUUUUUAGAAAGCACAAAGAUUUUUAAUACCCCUGCUUGCUUCAAACACUCCUCUUCCUUUUACCCAUUUACAGCUUGUGGAGGUUAUCAGGAAAAGGAAAUUGAAUAUUUAAUAGUUAAUUUUCUUUCUUCUAGGUACCAAGCAGAGAAGUGGACAAAGACCCUAGGAAGCUUUGGACUCAUUGGAAUAAAGAAACCAAGCAGGUAGUUGAAUCCUCUAAUAUUAGUAAUUGUAGAAUAGAGGGAAAUUCUUUUCUAAAAUUAAAAAGCAUAAAAUGUUGAAAAUUGAAAUGUACGUAUCUUCUUAAUGGUCAUUUCAUUUUAUUAAUUAAAAAAAUAAAUUAGACUCCUAUAAGACCAUGGCUAUGAGUUAAAUCAUAGUUUAUUUUGUAUUGAAUAAUAUUGAGUUUAACAAGUUUAGUCAACAUUUUAUUCAAUGUUUAAAUUAUCUGGAUUUCAUUAAAACUGAAAUUUAAAACACCUUUUUAGAAGUAAUAUUACAAGUAAAAGACACCAUACUGAUGAUGAAUUUACUUCUUUUCACCAGUUUUUUCUGCAGUUUGCCUUUAAGGUCGACCCGAAAGGUACCAGGGCCUCCAGUCCAAAACCUUUACAGCCAGCUUCAUCUGUACCCUCUAUCAUGGGCGGGCCACCACCUCCUCCUCGCAUGCCACCACCACCAAUGCCACCGGGUGGAGGAAUGAUGCCAUUCGGUGUGAGAUUUCCCCCUCCCCCAGGUCCUCCGAUGGGAAUGCCCCCACCUCCUGGCAUUCCGGCACCUCCGAUGCCACCGGGCAUCACCCCGCCACCACCCGUCCUCCGCCCUCCCGCACCACCGGGGAUGACGGCUCCUCCCCCUCCCCCCGUUCCACCCCCACCACCAAUGACCGGCAUGUUGGCCCCUGUUGCACCUCCGCCACCCCCGCCACCUCCCUCAUAAAAAUUUUUUUAAUGUGUCCGUUAGUUGAGGUUUUGAUUGUGGAACUCUUCAUCAAAUUUGUUGAACAUAUUGUAUUAGGAGUGCGCUUAGAUCCAUCUGCAGAUGUUAAAAUUUAAUGUAACAAAAACAAAUGGUUUCUUCAAAGAUCUGUUUAUGAGCAAGAUUUGAAAGAUUUAGGAUUGUAUCUGGUUUUGACAAGUUCAGCAUGAAGACGUAAAUAUUGGUAUCUGUUUGAUAACCCUUGAGUUGGGACAGGUAACAAAUACAUGUUUUCCUCUCCCGUAACCUUUUAUGUACUGGGUAUUGCUUUGUUGAUUUUACUGACCAAUUCAGGUUUUAACGUUGGUAAUAAACAAUUGUAAUGAAAAACA
Messenger RNA from Lymnaea stagnalis (great pond snail), 6926 nucleotides. NCBI's taxonomy places the organism in Eukaryota, Metazoa, Mollusca, Gastropoda, Lymnaeidae. The record is from the annotation of a GenBank genome assembly.